Messenger RNA from Camellia sinensis, 630 nucleotides. NCBI's taxonomy places the organism in Eukaryota, Viridiplantae, Streptophyta, Magnoliopsida, Ericales, Theaceae. The record is from RefSeq and is a predicted model, not a curated record.
AUGAAAAAACGUAAAGAGCAUUAUUUGGAAUCACUCCUUCAACGUAACAACAAUCACAUAAAGGAGGAUUACUUGGAUUGUGUGAACAAGUUGGAAAAAAGAGCUCACAAGUAUUAUGCAAACCCAGUUGAUCACCUCGACAGUGAUGAAUUCGUGAAAAUGAUGCUAUAUGAUGCUUGCUUUGUUACUGAGUUUCUGCUUGAGACAUUCUUCCGAAACAUCAUUGCCUAUGAACAACAUUCCUCGGAUGACAAACCCAAAUAUUUUACUGAUUAUACGUAUUUCAUGGAUCAACUUAUCAACUGCAAAGAAGACGUGACCCAACUUCGUUGCCAUGAAGUUCUUGAAAACUGGCUAGGUGAUGACGAAGUGGUGGCACUUAUGUUCAACAACCUGGGUAAAGGAAGAAUCAUUUCAGAGCAGUUCUACUACGCUGAACAGUGCAGCAAAGUGAACGCUCAUUGCAAGAGAUGGUGGAACAAAGGAGUAGCUUCAUUGAAGCGUGAUUACUUCACAAAUAUAUGGGUCAUUGUUGCCACCAUAGCAGCUGCUUUUCUCCUCCUUUUCACUCUCACACAGACUGUCAUUGCUCUAAUUACAAUUAUUAGUUCACCCCCGACACUAAUCUGA